This is a messenger RNA of Leucoraja erinaceus (little skate), 6864 nucleotides long. Its product is annotated as interphotoreceptor matrix proteoglycan 2. The record is from RefSeq and is a predicted model, not a curated record. Gene Ontology annotation, biological process: visual perception. The coding region runs from base 695 to 5212 and encodes 1505 amino acids. NCBI's taxonomy places the organism in Eukaryota, Metazoa, Chordata, Chondrichthyes, Rajiformes, Rajidae. The transcript is spliced from 19 exons.
GAGGAUUCACGAGUGGCCCAAUGUGAAUGAGACCAUUGUGGUUUGCUGGCAAGCAUCCCUUUGAGCUGCCGCUGUGAAUAAAUCUCACUCGAGUACCCAAAUAUCAAAGAGGAGACGUUGACAUGCGAAGGAAGAGUGGUGAGCCUGGCAGCAGCCCACUGUCUGCCACAGGUUGGGAAGAGCACAGUUCUGAUCCUCCACUGGGGCAGGUCUGUAUAAAGGUGUCAAAAUGUCUGGGUCACAAACACCUGCCGCUAAUAGGUACAAAUGCCAGCUAAUAAGAUGAGCCCCGGCUGACUCACAAACAGAUUACAUCUACCCAUCAGGUGGAGAUUAUUCCAGGGAAAGCAUUGCUGCUCUCUCAGUUUGCCACCUCAACGGCUCAGUUGCAUUUGCAGGUUGUUUGCCUGCUCUGCUUCCUGAGUCCGACACGGUUGAUUCAGCAAGAAGACAUCUUACCCCCACCGACCCAUCUAACAACAUCCUCUCUCACUCUCCUUGAGAGAGCUCCAGUCACCACCCUGUUUUGGAACACGCCUGGACUCAAAGCACGUCGAUUCACAAGGACAUUUAACCUUCCUUUCUUAGAAGUCGCUGUUGGGAUCAAUAUCACCAGGAGUGGACUUGCCAAGAAACAAGCUUCACCACUGAAAAUUGAUAAAGGAUUAUCUUAUGAAAAAUUUAUCACUUCACCAUGCGUUUGCAAAUUGGAUUAAUAUUUUUCAUCAUCAUUUUUGCAACACAUCCAAUCCACGGGAAUAAUGGCAUUGCUGCAGUGGGAGACGGAGAGGAGGAGGACGGUUCCUCUGAGCUGGCGGAGUCCCCGAGUUCAGGGCAAGCUCCGGAAACAAGCCCACGGACCUCGGCUCUGGGGAGAAUCGUGGCCUGGGGCAGGCAGAGGGCCAAGCGGACACUCUUCUUCCCCAACGGCGUGAAGGUCUGCACCACCGAGUCCAUGAAGCAGAUCAUGGCCAGCCACCUGGAGUAUUACAAGCUAAAGGUUUGCCAGGAAGCCAUCUGGGAAGCAUUCCGGAUUUUCUUGGACAGGAUUCCUGAGCACAAGGAGUACCAGCACUGGGUCAGCAUCUGUCUACAGGAGACUCAUUCCCCCAUCGAGAUCGGCCACCAAUUCAGCAAUUCCCUGGAACAUAUCUCCAUGCUUCAGCAGAAACUAGCUAUACAAAGUGGUGAUCUUCAACUCAGUAUUCCAGUGGAUCAUGGACCUACCGAGAACUCAGUAACAACUUCAGACAAACUUAUGCUGACACCAGCUUCAACCCCUAACAUCGAGAUCUCAAACGAAGUUGUGAAUGAAACCAAAGUUCCUGUUAAGGAUGUACACGUGACCAACGUUGUUCCAGAAGAGCCUUCAGAACACCUUGUGAAGUUCAGCGUUAAACUCACUGACCAGAAUUAUAGCAGAGAGCUGAGUGACCACAACUCACAGCAGUACCAGGAACUUGCCCGGAGGUUUGAGAUUCAGAUGCAGAAUCUGUUUGAAAUCCUCCCAGGAUUCAAAGGAGUUCAGGUGUUAGGAUUCAGCGUUGAGAACGACGUGCUCCACUUUGCUGCCAUCUUUGACAGACGGGCCGCGGCCCCCAGUGACAUCCUCAGCGCCGUUCUCAACAUCGGCUCCAAUAAGGUGGAGAACGGCGACCUGCUGUUUGAAUCGCAAGAGGAGGUCAAGUUGCAGGAUAUGGUGGCAAUGGCGCUGUUCAACGACACCUCGUUCUCCAUGGACCCGACUUCACUGCAGUUUGCUGAGGAUUCAACGGAACUUUCUCCAGAUUCUGAAGAUCUCAAGCAACCAGUUGCCAACUCAGCCCCAUUCAUACAGGAAAAGCCUGGCACAGAAGAUGAUGUGGGGGACAGUUUUGUCGAGUGGGUUCCCAUGAUCACUGCUGAAGGGGAACUGGUUGGGGCAUUGGAUGCGACCGUGAUCGACUCUGCCUCUCAGACCACACAGAUGCCCCCUGGCCUAAACAGUGGCUCUGAGGAGCAGUCCACCAAUCACCCCACGACGAACCCUUCCCUCAUUGUCCCAGGACAGGUGUCACUGGAGCUGGAGGGUGCAUCCCCUGUGGUAGUGCUGGGCCCAGAGAGAGAGGUGACCGAAGGCAUACUGGACAUUGGAGUGGCCAUGGUCUCAGUCAUCGGUGGGCUGGUGGAGGCAGAUGAGAAGGACACAGUGACCACUGCAACCUCGCCCAUGGUCCCCCAGCAGGUGGAGGGGCACUCGGACCCGGCCACAGGAGGGCAGGGGCAGGAAGUAAGCCCGGAGGCGCAGGGGGAAGAAGCGGCAUACAGCACAACACCUGCGGCUAAGGAGGGGUGGGAGUGGGGUACUGACGGCCAUCUUCAUGGGGGGAUAGGAGAGGACCUCAGCUAUGGCGGGGACAUCGAGACAACAUGGUCUCCACCGAGCGCACAACCCCAACACGGGCAGGAACCGGAGGAAGCUGAGGAGAUCACAGCUCCCGCCACCUCUCCCCACCCAAGUGCGACGGGCCCCUCCGAUGGCCAGGGAGAUGACGCCACCGAGGCCGAGGCUGAGCCCGCGGAAGGACCGCGGACCGAACCCACACGUCCUCACGAGGACCGCCCCGUCCCACCGGCAGGCGAGGAGGAGCGGGAGCCCGGUGUGGGCGAGGGAGCGAAGCAGCGCAGCGAGCUCGCGCCCACCGCCCAGGGGGUAGAGUGGGCCGGCACGGUGCCCCCGGGAGCUGCAACUCCAGACCACACACUCGCCGCUGCCAACAGGCUCGCCGGGCGGUCAGAAGAAGAUGAUCCAGGCACGAUGACGGCGUGGACCUCCCCACCCGCUGUGGUGGGAGAGCAGGCGGAUGCCGAGAUAACGGACAUGCCUGAAGCCCCCAGGGGUCCACUGAUGCCAUUAACAACACCCGCCGUGAGCAUGGUGCAUCUGCUACUCUCCACCCUCCACCCAAGUCCUGGGGAUGGCGGAGAGAUCAUCGCCACUUGGCCACUGACGAUGGAUGUGGAAGGAAGGUCCACCCCAGACGUCUCCUUCACCGCUGCCUCGGCAGUGCCCGUUCAGUCCAGUAAUCAACCAUCUCCAUCCGGACUGCCAGCCUCUGCCUACUCUGACCACGAUGGAGGUCCAAGUCCUACCAUCUUGACCAUGACCACCGCUCUUCCCCAGUCGGCCACUGGGACCACAGUCUCUGAACCAGGGGAGGAAGAAGCUGGAAGCACCGUCGAGGCAUCAGGGGGGGAGGUGGGCCUGCUCACGGCCGGAGAUGUGGUGGGGCAUCAGCCCCAGCUGCCCUCCGCCACACCACUGAACCCUCUGAACUAUCUCACCCUGGACCAGCUAACUACCCAUUCUCCAAAGGAGUUGGUGGUGUUCUUCAGCCUGCGAGUCACCAACAUGAUGUUUUCUGAGGACCUCUUCAACAAGAGUUCCCCGGAGUACAGGAUGCUGGAGCAACAGUUCCUUCAUCUGGUGAGUUGCCUUGUUUGGAGCCAUUUGUUCUGCAGCCACAGUCCCUGCUACAUUGGUGACCCCGACAACCAGGAGUGUAAUCCUGGAAACAUUUCCGAAAAAAUGCACCACGCUCAACCUGCUGCUGCCGCCUACGAGGCCGAACUCAACGUGGUCACCCAGAAGCUGCCAACCUUGUGGACCUUGCAGCCGGGGGUAUGGUUCCGUCAGGUCGAGUCGCAGUUCCACGUCCGCGGCGUAAUGGUCGACAAGACCCGUUACGAUUACGUGGUAAGCGCUCUCAAUCAGGAUACGGCCGGUUGGGUUGUGCCGUGCCUGGAUAAUCCGCCGGUGGUGGGGAAGUAUGCAGGCCUCCGGAUCUUCGGGCCAAGCUGCAUGGACAGCUCACGGGGAGAGCUUCGCAGAUCCGCUGUGGCUAGUGGCGUGCACCGACGAGCUGUGGCUGGCAGGAGGUGGGUGUGUUGGAAGCCCUGGAAUGGAUCGAUACAGCACCCUGGAAGGCACAGCGACCCAGGACCAUGCCCACAAGAAGCUCCAUGGAGCCGCACACCAGGCAAGUUGCACAGGAGCCAGGGAAAAAGAUGUGCUGCUCUUACCAGCUACUCCGAGGGCAGCGGCCCGCCAAUGCCGCCAGCCAUGUGCGUUCCCGGGAAACUCCGGAGCCGGCUGCCAGUUGUGACCGCGGUGGUCGGCAACAUUCAUCGUUUGUAUGCCUGGUGGGUGCGUAGGUUCCUGGUGGACACUGGAGCGGAGGUUAAUGCUUUGCCUCCCUCCGGAGUGGACACUCAAACCGGCUCCUCAGGUCCAAAAUGGGCUCAGCCUCCUUGUCGCGGGUCAUGGGUUCCUCAAAGGGUCCAGACCCAAAACAUCACCUAUCCAUGUUCUCCAGAGAUGCUGCCUGUCCUGCUGAGUUACUCCAGCACUUUGUGUCUUACUUUUUGUAAACCAGUGCCUGCAGUUCCUUGUGUCUCUGGACUAAUCCUGAAUCUUGUUUCAGCUGACCAAGCCAACACGUGCAAGUUCCAGGCAUGUGACGAACAUUCGGAGUGUCGAGUCAAUAAGCAAACGAAGGAAGCCCAGUGUGUGUGCUACCCCGGUUAUGUCAGUGUGGACGGACUGCCCUGUCAGAGUGUCUGUAGCCUCAGACCAAACUACUGCCUCAACAAUGGCAGGUGUGAGAUGGAUCCGGUGAAGGGGGCCAUCUGCAGAUGUCACCUAGGGUCUGACUGGUUAUAUCGAGGCAGACGCUGUGCUGAGCUUGUGUCCGAGCCGCCACUCUCUACAGUUACCAUGGUCCUGUGUGUUUUUGGAGCGCUGCUCCUUGCUUCCGUUCUCACUCUCCUCUUGCCCAGGCUAUUCCACCAACUGGUGAAAAACAAGAACCGUCGUUCUCUACACGGUGGUGAAGUGGAGGGUCAGGCCAGUUUUAACUCGGGCUUUGAGGGGGAUGAGUCAUUGAGUGUCUCUCACGACCACCCACAAGAUCUCCACAGACAACCACACGGCAACAACAACUCGACCACAUCCUCUCCACACAGAAACCCACAGGCAUUUGGCCAAGAGGUCACCGGAGUUUCGGCCAAGACCAGGAUUCACCAACUAGCUGUCAAACACAUGCAGUGGGAGCAGAAUCCACAGCACUCACAGCUUUGGGUGUUACCAGAAGCGCAGGUGGACAGUGCACUCUCCUCUCUUCCCCCAGCAGAACAGAAUACAGAGACAUCGACUGAAGUCACAGCUUUCUGAAGAGUUUGGUCACCAAUAACUUUAACAGGACAACUUGCCUAUUGGCUUUGCACAAUAAUUCAUUCCCUCACAUGUCUGGGCUUUGGUAACAAUAUUGAAGCUCUGUGCUAUGGUAUAUAUAUCUCUUAAUAUAUAAUCUGGGGUCUAGAGUGGUGGGGUAUCUAAAUAAUGUUGUUAAAAGUAUAUCCAUCAGUUUAAGUGUUUUUUUUAAAUGAAGUACUGUGUUUGUAGUUUACAGUUUAAGAACCCAGUUAGGAAGUAUAAAACUUGUGCUACAUUCUUCUCCAUUUUUUAGUUUAUUUUAGAGAUACAGUGCGGAAACAGGCCCUUCAGCCCACUAAGUCCGUGCCGGCCAGCGAUCCCUGCACACUAACACUAUCCUACACACACUAGGGACAAUUUACAAUUAUACCAACACAAUUAACCUACAAACUUGUUCAUCUUUGGAGCGUGGGAGGAAACUGGAAUACCCGGAGAAAACCCAUGCGAUCACAGGGAGAAUGUACAAACUCUAUACAGACAAGCACCUGUAGUCAGGAUCGAACCUGAAUAUCUGGCGCUGUAAGGCAGCAACUUUACCGCUGCACCACCCCUUUCUUUAAGCUGCUUCUUAAAACCUACCUCUAAUACUUUAGCCAUUAAUCCUAACGUUUCCCCAAGUGUCCUGACGUCAAACAAAGAAUGAAAGGCCUCAGCAUUUCCCUACACAAACAGCCUGGUGUUUCUGUACAUCUUGAAUUUCUGGUAAAAUAACAGCUUUUCAUUAUUUAAAAAAAUAUUAAAAAUUGCUCCUGAAAUGUAGCCAGAGCUAUAAACGUUUAAAAUUAUGUUUUAAGACCAUAAAACAUAGGAGCAGAACUAGGCCAUUCAGCCCAUCAAGUCUGUUCCACUAUUCAAUAAUGGCUGAUCUAUUUUUCCCUCUUAACCUGGCAGAGUGGUGCAGCAAUAGAGUUGCUGCCUUACAGUGGCAGAGACCCGGGUUCGAUCCUGACUACGGUUGCUGUCUGUAGGAAGUUUGCAUGUUAUCCCUGUAACCACACAGGUUUUCUCUAGGUGCUUUGGUUUCCUCCCAUAUUCCAAAGAGCAGGCUUGUAGGCUAACUGGCUUAUGUAAAUUGUUUCUAAUGUGUAGGACGGAUCGUUGGUCGGUUUGGACUCGAUGGGCCGAACGGCCUGUUUUCAUGCUCUAUCUCUAAACUGAACUAAACCCCAUAUUCUACUGCCUUCUCCACUUAACAUUGUUUUGUGUUAUUGACUUCAUGAACCUGGGUCUUGUUUACAGAUCCUCUACGAGGUUUCCCCUCUGACGGUGCGUAUCUUUAUCUCUACGUUCGGUCUCUAUCUCACUGUUAAAUCUCUUGCUUCUAAACAGUCUGACAGACCCUCGGUGACAAUAGUUUCAGCUGUCUUAGCUCCACCCUCCAAACCGGUUCCCCCAUCCGCUUUGAAACAUCUUUGAUGAUUUUACUUCCCUUAAUUGCUUCCAUUUACUGAGUGUUUUUGUCUGUAUGCGUGAAGCACCUUGACGUACAUUCCUGGUGGCAAAGGUGUUGUGUUGGUUCGCGGUGCUUCAUGUUUCCAAUAUUUUGUGCUGUUAUAGCAAGAAAUCUGUGUAUGUUGAGAAUUAUACUUGAAAUAAAUAAACGUACACAC